UGCUGGAUAUUGAAGCCAAGGCAGUGGAUGAGGAGUCAGGACCAGAAUUGGGUUUGAACAUGGAGUCUGUUCACAGAUUACUCAAAGAGACUCUCUGCUGCUUCAGAGGAAAAUGGGGAGAGUGCAUCAAUGUUUCAGGAAAAUAACUUGUUUUUUCGUACAUCUGGAUCGAGUGGAAAUAUAUUUUUUAAAUAAGUUCAUCGGUUUAUUUUAGUUGGAGACUACACUGGCUUAGAGAUGACUGGAGCUCUGCACACUGGACUCAUGCUUUUCUCUUUUGUGGUGGUAUGUGAGAGUGAGCCGACACAUGCUGGGCCAGACAGAGCUGGGGAUUUACACGAACAAUCCAAACUGCUCCACCUAACUUCUAACUGGGCUUUUCACCUGUUCAAUGAAUCACUGGACUUCUCGGGGGCAGACAGAUUCUGCAGGGGCCAGUUCAGCUCCCUUGUGCCUGUGGAGCAGUCAGAGGACAGAGGGGGGGUCUUGGAGCUGCUUCAGCAGGCCGCACAUCGCUCACCUGUCUGGAUCAGAGAUCCUGCCAAGGCAGCCUCCAAGCCUCUGGCCCUCUCCAAACAGUAUUUACAGUUCCCAGCUCUAAACUUCCCAAGAGAUUCUCGUGAGGGCUUUGCUCGUGUCAACAUGUCCUUUCCCGCCCUGUCCUCCAUCAGUGUGUGUGUUCGUGUUCAGUGGAACCCAGAGUGGAUUGAGGUGUCCACCAUCUUCUCCUACGCUGCACCUGUGUUCACCAAUGAGUUCCAGCUGAGAGGCCAAGUGGACAUGCAGGGACGCAUCCUUCUGGCUCUCAUCAUCCACGGGAAGCACCUGCCAUAUAAGGCAUCCUUCCCCAACGACGGAGAUUGGCAUCACAUCUGUGUCACAUGGCACCUUAGCAACGGCCACUGGGCUAUCUAUGUAGAUGGUGACAACAAGGACAUGGGCUCAGGCUCAGACACCUCCAGGAACAUCUAUGGUGAUGGAAUACUUAUUCUGGGUCAGGAUCAAGAUUCAUUUGGUGGGAAUUUCACAGAGCCUUUUUUUGGAAAUAUCACUGACCUGAAUGUGUGGAAUAUGUCUCUGGAAGCAAGGCAUGUCCGUGCCCUCAGUGCAUGUUCCUCCAAAACCCAGGAACUGCUUUUUAGUUGGAAUCUUGAGCACGUAAGCAGCCACCCAGUGGUGAGCGAGGUACAGGCCCUUCUGUUUUGCCCAGGUGAGAUUACAUUCUGUGUGCUCAGUUUCAUUUCAGAGGCUGUCUCUAUUAAAUUAGAAUGUUAUCAUGCACACUAAGAAUUGC
Molecule: messenger RNA, 1294 nt
Organism: Notothenia coriiceps (black rockcod)
Lineage: Eukaryota; Metazoa; Chordata; Actinopteri; Perciformes; Nototheniidae
Product: probable G-protein coupled receptor 144
Exons: 4
Coding region: 238-1287 (349 amino acids)
Source: RefSeq, a predicted model, not a curated record